AGCCCCUUGCUACCAGAUGAAGCACAAACAGCAUGUCUGACAACUGUCUGCGACCAAACCCUGGACACAAGCUUAUGCUCUAAGGUGUGGGGGUGUAUGCUGUUGUAAAGGUACCUGCAGGAGUCUGGAGCAAUGCCACCACCUUCGGACAUUGUGAAAGUAGCUGUUGAGUGGCCAGGUGCCAAUGCCCAGCUGCUGGAAAUAGAUCAGAAAAGGCCUCUUGCAUCCAUCAUCAAGGAGGUCUGUGAUGGGUGGUCGUUGCCAAACCCUGAAUACUACACCUUGCGGUAUGCUGAUGGUCCUCAGCUGUACAUCACAGAGCAGACUCGCUGUGACAUCAAGAAUGGAACUAUACUACAACUGGCAAUCUCCCCGUCUAGGGCAGCUCGCCAGCUGAUGGAGAGGAUCCAGUCGCACAGUAUGGAAGCCAGACUGGAUGCCAUGAAGGAACUGGCUAAACUUUCAGCAGAUGUGACCUUUGCCACAGAGUUCAUCAACAUGGAAGGGAUUACAGUGCUGACACGGCUUGUGGAGAGCGGAACCAAGCUUCUGUCCCAUUACAGUGAGAUGUUGGCUUUCACUCUGACUGCCUUCUUGGAGCUGAUGGACCAUGGUAUUGUCUCUUGGGACAUGGUCUCAAUAACCUUCAUCAAACAGAUUGCAGGGUAUGUGAGUCAGCCUAUGGUAGAUGUCUCCAUCCUUCAACGAUCCCUAGCCAUUCUAGAAAGCAUGGUGCUAAACAGUCAGACUCUAUAUCAGAAGAUAGCAGAAGAGAUCACCGUGGGGCAGCUGAUUUCUCAUCUGCAAGUCUCAAACCAAGAGAUUCAGACAUAUGCCAUUGCCCUCAUCAAUGCCCUCUUCCUGAAGGCACCUGAGGACAAGAGACAGGACAAGCUGCUUAACCCACUAGACCUGCCCAUCACUGAAAUGGCUAAUGCAUUUGCCCAGAAGCACCUGAGGUCUAUAAUCCUAAACCAUGUGAUCAGAGGAAACCGCCCAAUCAAAACAGAAAUGGCACAUCAGCUGUACGUGCUACAGGUCCUGACCUUUAAUCUCCUGGAAGAGAGAAUGAUGACCAAGAUGGAUCCCAAUGAUCAGGCACAGAGAGACAUCAUAUUUGAGUUGAGAAGAAUUGCAUUUGAUGCCGAGUCUGACAGCAACACCAUCCCUGGCAGUGGAACAGAAAAACGCAAAGCGAUGUACACCAAGGACUACAAGAUGCUGGGAUUCACUAAUCACAUCAAUCCAGCCAUGGAUUUUACUCAGACACCUCCAGGGAUGCUGGCAUUGGACAACAUGCUCUACUUGGCCAAAUUUCAUCAGGACACCUAUAUCAGGAUUGUUCUGGAGAACAGCAGUCGAGAAGAUAAGCACGAGUGUCCCUUUGGUCGCAGUGCCAUUGAGCUUACCAGGAUGCUUUGUGAGAUCCUGCAAGUUGGGGAACUCCCCAAUGAAGGCCGGAAUGACUAUCACCCCAUGUUUUUCACCCAUGACCGUGCAUUUGAGGAGCUAUUUGCCAUCUGCAUCCAGCUGUUGAACAAGACCUGGAAAGAAAUGAGGGCGACAGCAGAAGAUUUUAAUAAGGUUAUGCAGGUUGUGAGGGAACAGAUCACACGGGCUCUUCCCUCUAAACCAAACUCCUUGGACCAGUUCAAGAGCAAACUGCGCAGCCUGAGCUAUUCUGAGAUUCUGCGACUACGCCAGUCUGAGAGAAUGAGCCAAGAUGACUUCCAGUCACCGCCUAUUGUGGAGCUGAGAGAGAAAAUCCAACCUGAGAUCUUGGAGCUGAUAAAGCAACAGCGCCUGAACAGGCUUUGUGAGGGAAGUAGCUUUCGAAAAAUUGGAAAUCGCAGAAGACAAGAAAGAUUCUGGUAUUGUCGCUUGGCUCUGAAUCACAAGGUGCUACACUAUGGAGAUCUGGAAGAUAAUGCCCAGGGGGAAGUGACAUUUGAAUCUCUACAGGAAAAAAUUCCAGUUGCAGACAUCAAAGCCAUUGUCACAGGGAAGGAUUGUCCACACAUGAAGGAAAAGAGUGCACUGAAACAGAACAAGGAAGUGUUAGAAUUGGCCUUCUCGAUAUUAUAUGAUCCUGAUGAGACCUUGAACUUCAUUGCACCUAAUAAAUAUGAGUACUGUAUCUGGAUUGAUGGGCUUAAUGCCCUCUUGGGGAAGGACAUGUCCAGUGAGCUGACUAAAAGUGACCUGGACACGCUGCUGAGCAUGGAAAUGAAGCUGAGACUCCUGGACUUGGAGAACAUCCAGAUCCCCGAGGCGCCGCCGCCCAUCCCCAAGGAGCCGAGCAGCUACGACUUUGUGUACCACUACGGCUGAUGGGGACCGGGGUCGGGACCGGGCGGCUCAGCGCAGCCCCGCACCCGCAGCGGGUGGGGCGGCGCCGCGCAGACGCCGCUCCCUUUUGUACGAGUCACAAUAAUAACCAAUGUCGCUCCUC
Molecule: messenger RNA, 2452 nt
Organism: Antrostomus carolinensis (chuck-will's-widow)
Lineage: Eukaryota; Metazoa; Chordata; Aves; Caprimulgiformes; Caprimulgidae
Gene: ELMO2
Product: engulfment and cell motility 2
Exons: 22
Coding region: 133-2331 (732 amino acids)
Biological process (GO): actin filament organization; cell motility
Source: RefSeq, a predicted model, not a curated record